This is a messenger RNA of Mycena citricolor, 1464 nucleotides long. Lineage: Eukaryota; Fungi; Basidiomycota; Agaricomycetes; Agaricales; Mycenaceae. The record is from the annotation of a GenBank genome assembly.
AUGCAACUCCUUCCUUUGGUCCUCGCUGCUGUCUCGCUCCAGACUGUCCUUGCAGAAUUCAACCCGCUCCAACACUCCGGACCGGCCUCUCCUUACUUUGACGCGCCGAUCGAAGACGAUGUCAGCUACGAUACCCCGGACAACUGUGUCGUCGACCAGGCCGCCUACAUCGUCCGUCACGGCGCACGGUACCCCGAGCCCGGCUCUGCCAACUACUGGAAGACGCUCGCUGCCAAGCUGAAGAACGGCACGUACACCGUCUCCGGUCCUCUCGCGUUUUUGGCGUCGUGGACCAAUCCGAUCGACGAUACUCCCCAUGAGCCGUUAUACCUGUCCUCCACCGGUGCACUGGAGGCGUUCUCGCUCGGUGUGCAACUGCGUAAGCUGUACAAGAUGACACCGGGUGGCAGCAACUUCACGCUCUGGUCCGCCGGCCAACAGCGUGUGCUGGACACUGCGACGUACUUUGCCCGGGGCUACCUCUCCCAGGGCAACUACAUCACCAACACCUCUGCCAACCGUGCGAACAUCAUCGUCCUCCCCGACUCUGUCAACUACACCUUCGCCGACUCGCUUACCUCGUCAGCCGGCUGCCCGCGCUACGCGUCAGGUGACAGGUCUGGCCCGGCGACCACCGCGUGGCGCGCCACCUGGCAAAACGCCACCAUCGCCCGUCUCAACAAGUACAUCCAGGGUCUGACCCUCGACGUCAACGACAUCGGCGGCUUCGGCGAUCUCUGCGGUUUCCUCACCGAGGUCGAUGGCGACAGCAGCUUCUGUAACACCUACACUGACUCCGAGUGGCUGAAGUACGAGUAUGCGCAUGACCUCAACUACUACUAUGGUGCUGGCCCUGGAAACCCUUACUCUGCGACUGUCGGCUACCCGUGGGUCAAGGCCAUGUCUGAUCUCUUUGCUCUCGGUCCUGGAAAGACGACUCCGGGCGGAAACAUCACUCCCCCUCCCCUCAUCAUGAGCUUCACCCACGACAACAACCUGCCGCCGAUCAUGUCUGCACUCGGCCUGUGGAACAACUCGGAUCACGAGGGGGUGUACCCGCUGUCGUUUACCAAGCCCAGCGACCGCCGCCAGUUCCGCGCCUCUCACAUCGUGUCUUUCCGAGGCUACGUUGCUCUCGAGCGUCUUUCUUGCACCGCGCACGCCCCCGGGAAGACCGUCCACCACGUGGCCAACCAGACCCUGACCCCGCAGACCAAGCAAUACGUUCGCGUCCGGGUCAACCGUGCCCCCGUCGAGAUCCCCGCAUGCCAGUCGGGCCCCGGACGCUCUUGCCCGCUCGACCAGUUCACCAAGUACAUCAACAAGGACCGGGCUGCCGUUGCCGGUGAUUUCAUCGGCACCUGUGGUCUGUCCGGUGUGGCCAACGCCACCGGCGUCAACUCUUUCUUCACUGUCGCUCCUCCCAACAUCAACAACGUCCUCGUUGGCAUCAACAACAGCUAA